GCAUUUUGGAUAUUAACUCAAGAAAAGACCAAAGAAUUUUUUUUGUUCGGGUCUUGAAAGACGAAAGAGUUGAGUUGCGGGUUUGAUCUCGUCUAAGUCCAAUCCAAAUGGCGCGGUGGUGGUGGAAGGCGGCGCUGGUGGUGGCGAUGGUGGCCGCGCUGAGAAGCUACGCGCUGAGCCACGGUUGGGACAAGGACGCCGCCCUUAACUUGCUGACUCACUGGUCCCAAAGCCUUGGCGUAUGGGCCAUCCCUCUCUAUGUCUCCGUACACACUAUCUCCAUCGCACUCUGCCUCCCCUCCGCCGUCUUCCUCGAAGCCGCCGCCUCUCUCCUCUUCGGCUUCCUCCCCGCCGUCCUCUGUGUCUUCUCCGCCAAAAUCCUCGGCGCCUCCCUUUCCUUCUGGAUCGGCAGGUUGAUAUUCAGGAGUUCCAAGUCAGCAGUUGAAUGGGCCCACAGAAACAGAUACUUUAAUCUUCUUUCGAAAGGAGUUGAGCAAGAUGGUUGGAGAUUUGUUCUUCUUGCUCGCUUCUCACCGCUGCCGUCAUAUGUUAUUAACUAUACCUUAGCUGCUACCGAUGUUGGGUUCCUUUUGGAUUUUCUUCUUCCCACUGCAAUUGGAUGUAUACCCAUGAUCUUGCAGAAUACAUCAAUUGGAAGCCUCGCCGGUGCUGCUGUAGCUUCAGCCUCCGGCUCCAAGAAAUCUCAAUUUUGGUCUUACUUUUUCCCCCUAGUUGGUAUUUUAUCAAGUGUACUUAUUUCCUUGAGAAUUAAAAAGUACUCAACUCAACUUUCGGUAUCUGAAAACACUCCCAGCAAAGAUAACCCCGUUGAAGCGCAUUCAAAAAGUUCUUAACAUUGUCUUAGGUGCAAAAUUAAUAUCAUACAAGCUUUUCUUUUUUCAUCUUUUUUAUUUUUAUAAAUGAAUGUUCUGUUAUAAUCUGAAACAUGAUCUUUCACUUAGUCUGGUAGUUGCUCUCAGUUUUCACUCUUGUAAGAUGUUUAUAUGUUCAGACUCAGUCCCUUAGAUCUUGGUUGGGAUUUUCCUCUUAACAUUUGAGUAGAUUCGUUGAACUUACUCAA
This is a messenger RNA of Arachis ipaensis, 1081 nucleotides long. RefSeq names its product SNARE associated Golgi protein family. Lineage: Eukaryota; Viridiplantae; Streptophyta; Magnoliopsida; Fabales; Fabaceae. Gene Ontology annotation, cellular component: membrane. The record is from RefSeq and is a predicted model, not a curated record.